Molecule: messenger RNA, 3047 nt
Organism: Alosa sapidissima (American shad)
Lineage: Eukaryota; Metazoa; Chordata; Actinopteri; Clupeiformes; Clupeidae
Gene: l3mbtl1b
Product: L3MBTL histone methyl-lysine binding protein 1b
Exons: 21
Coding region: 126-2390 (754 amino acids)
Biological process (GO): regulation of DNA-templated transcription
Cellular component (GO): nucleus
Molecular function (GO): zinc ion binding; protein binding
Source: RefSeq, a predicted model, not a curated record
CAAUCUGCCACCGACAGUUGCGCCAAAGUUGAGAGAAGACUCUGAAGUUGGCAUUAGGCACAUACCGCGCAUGCGCAAUAUUCGCAUACUCCCUAGCUCUAAAUAAGAGUUACAAGAGAAGCGAGAUGACCGACACACCUCCUAGUGAUGGCCCAACUCCAGGGGCAGAUUUCGAUAUGAUGUCAGCACUUGAUUGGAAGGAUGGCAUUGCCACUCUGCCAGGCAGUGACAUCAGGUUUCGCAUGACAGAGUUUGGCACUCUGGAGAUUGUGACGGAGACAGACACAAAAGAGCAAGAGGAGGAGACGAACCAAUCAGUGACAACAUCCACCAGUCAAGCCCCGUCGGAUGCCCAAAAGUCAUUGGCACCAUCUCAGUCAGGACGCCAGGGACGCUCUGAAGCUGCUGGCCCUGAGGAGGACCCCAGUGCUGAGCAGGGCAGCUGCAGGUCAUGUGGUGUGACUGGAGCUCUCAACACCUUCCUGCAGGGCAAGUUCUGCAGUGUUACGUGUGUGCAGCCCACCAGUGGCAGGUCCACUCCAGGCGAGGUGGGUGAGAUCCUGGGGAAGAGAGUGAGGAGGAAAAGGAAGAUGUUCAUGGAAUCAGAUGAUGAGGAGGAUGAGAACCAAGAGGAGGAAGAGGAGAAGCUGAAAGCCUGUAAAGGAAGGAGAGCAGCUAAACUGGCUAGACUGGUAACGGCAGCCCCUGCAAAGAAGCGGACCUGGAGCUGGCAGGCCUACCUAGAGGAGGAGAGGGCCAUUGCUGCACCACUCAAGCUCUUCAAAGAGCACCAGUCGUUCCCUCAGAGCAGGAACAGUUUCAAGGUGGGCAUGAAGCUGGAGGGACUUGACCCUGUGCACCCUUCCCUGUUCUGUGUGCUGACCGUUGCUGAGGUGCAGGGCUACAGGAUGCGGUUACAUUUCGAUGGCUACCCAGAGUGCUAUGACUUCUGGGUGAACGCUGACUCCUGGGACGUAAAGCCUCCGGGCUGGUGUGAGAAAUCAGGCCUGAAACUUUUACUCCCAAAAGGCUGCCGAGAGGGGGAGUUUAACUGGAGCACAUAUGUGAAGAAUUGCAGAGGCCAACUGGCUCCAAAACACCUGUUCAAGAGUCUCAAUACGUCAGUGACACCCUCGGGAUUCCGUGCGGGAAUGAAGCUGGAGGCAGUGGACAGGAAGAACCCCACCCUCAUCUGUGUAGCAACCAUCAACGCUGUCGUCGACAACCGGCUCCUCAUUCACUUUGACAACUGGGAGGACACCUAUGAUUACUGGUGUGAUGCCAGUAGUCCGUACAUCCAUCCUGUUGGGUUUUGUGAGGAUGCAGAGCUGACUUUGACCACGCCUGCAGAAUAUAAGCAUCCACGGUCCUUCUCAUGGGAGCGAUACCUGGAGGAGACAGGAACACAGGCAGCUCCUGCAAGGGCUUUUAAACAGAGGCCGCCCCAUGGCUUUCAGGCCGGCAUGAAGUUGGAGGCGGUGGACCGCAGGAACUCCAUGCUCAUCCGCGUGGCCACCAUCUCCGACACGGAAGAGCACCGGGUCAAGGUACACUUUGAUGGUUGGGGUGAUGAGUACGAUUACUGGUUGGAUGCCGACAGUUCAGACCUACACCCAGUAGGAUGGUGUCAGAAGACAGGACAUCCUCUGCAACAUUCCCAGAGUGGGUCAGAAUCUCCAGUUCUUCCAGGCCAGGGGUGCCCCACUGUGGGAUGCAAUGGCGUUGGACACAUCCGUGGCCCUCGAUACGGCACACACUACACGGCGGUGAGUUGUCCAUACUCGGACGUGAACAUGAACAGAGACGCCCUGCUGCCUGACCGGUUGAGUGGAGAGCGACCCGUGGCCAUCUCCGGCCCUCAGAAGCUGCGCCGCGCCGACCCCCACCCGCACGCUCAGCCCCACACCCCCACACAGCCCAACACCCCCACGCUCCCACCCAGCACACCUGAGGCCACCAACAGCAACCACAAUCACUCCUCGCCGUCCAGGUCUUUGACUGCUAUAAAGUGUGCAAAACUACAGCUGGUGAAACAGGAAGGGGAUGGCAAAGAAUCUCUGCAGCAGUUCCUGCAUGACUCUGUGUUUUGUGGCUGGGAGCCUCCACGGCUGCACCUGAGCUGGGAGAAGCAUGGCAAACUGCUACCUGAAGUGCUGGGGCUCACUGCCAAACGUGUAUCAUCAUGGAGUACUGAGGAGGUAGCUGGUUUUGUCAGAGGAUUGCCGGGGUGUCGGGAGCAUGCUGUUACGUUCAGGAAUGAGCAAAUUGAUGGAGAGGCCUUUCUGCUUCUCACGCAAUCAGACAUCGUUAAGAUCCUGAGCAUCAAGCUUGGCCCCGCUCUUAAGAUUUAUAACUCUAUUCUGAUGCUGAAGAGUGCUGAUGAGGAGUAGCCCCCCCCCCCAGCUCCCAACACCAACCCCACGCCCUGUCCCGUACCUGCCAUGCACCCAGCACAUGCACCUGGACUGGUCUGCACCAAUCACAGAGCAGGAGUUACACAAAGGUCUUCCUGUAGAGAAUGUUUUUGAGGCAAAAGCCAUUUCAGUCCAAAUGGUAUUAUUCUCUAAUUUAAUUAUAAUUGUAAGACGUUGUUUUAAUUAGUGUAUGAGGCCAGAACAAACAGCACAGAGCUUUUACUUGAACUGUAAUGUUAAUAUUCAACAUGUGCUCUGUGUGUGUGUGUGUGUGUGUGUGUGUGUGGUGUAUGUGUGGGCAUGUGUGUGCAUGGAGAUUGAACGGAGGAAAUGUUUUGUUGGUUUAAACAUGAGAUUACAUUUGUAAAACAAACACCUGUAUAGUGUACAGAUUGACUGAUUGGCUGUAUAGUGUACAGAAUGAUUCAGAUUGGUUCUUAAUUGUACAGCAUGAAUCUGAUUGGCUUUUUAGUGUACAGAAUUGUGAAUGGGCCAUUUUAGUGUAUAGAAUGAAUGUGACUGGCACCUUGCUAUGGGAAUGGAAAAGUUGUUUGUUUGCUAAGGGAAAGGAAGUUGAAGUGGAUGUUUGUGCUGGGGGUAGUGGACUCCAGAAAUAAAUGGUGUGACCAUUCA